Messenger RNA from Cantharellus anzutake, 1140 nucleotides. RefSeq lists its product as uncharacterized. Bases 483 to 1043 code for a protein of 186 amino acids. Lineage: Eukaryota; Fungi; Basidiomycota; Agaricomycetes; Cantharellales; Hydnaceae. The transcript is spliced from 4 exons. The record is from RefSeq and is a predicted model, not a curated record.
UUCGCACAAUAUUGGCAUCACCAAUGUUUGAUAAUCACACAGCUCUCAGCGGUGGAAAGCGGCCGGUACUCACGCGACCAUGACGAUCCGAGCCACCGAUCGCCUCCGUGCAGCAAGUCUCAACAAGAAAAGCCCUCAAGUGGCAAUGCCAAACAACUCAUGGGAUAUGCAAAAUGCGGCCUGAUAGCAGACAUGAUGUAAGAUCAUGGUAAUUGGGAGCAAGUCUCCGCAGCAACCUUGCGAUUAAUCUAAUGAUGCUUGCAAAACGCUAUGGUAAUACGAAGCUAAGGUCGACUUACAUCAGCACUUCAGUCUCACCUGCCAGCCUAUAUAACGGCGGAUGACUGACACUUGCCUCAACCCCUCACCACUCUCUCCUCACUUCUAAUACACACUUGAUCUCCUUUCUACUCUACUCUUCGUCCUACUUGCUUUCUCGCAUCUUCUUUGCGCUACCUUCGCAUAGUACCUUGUAAUUCGAAAUGAUUGCAUCAUUCGCAUUCGUCUUUGGUCUCCUCUCUCUCGCCUCGGCCCUCCCGCUAGACAAGCGCAUCGUACCAACCUCUCAGUGCACAACUAUUGCAACUGGCUUUUUGAAGACGACGAACGGGCACAAGCUCAACCUGGACGCGUCCAACAAGCUCUCGUACAGCGCGUCCGGCCUAGAGGUCGACGUCCAGAACUGUCAACCAAACUUCGGUCGCUAUGACGGGACGAAUGGGACACCAACCGAAGGCCACCUUGUCGUCAAAUCCACUGGCAAAUGCUUGUCCCUGCAGACUCCCUAUAGCGGCCCUCCGUUCACCGUGACCGUCGAUGACUGCUAUUACGUCGACGACAGUGGUUCCACAUUCUCCAAUUUCAUCAGGCAGAGCGAUGGAACGAUUCUCUUCGCGGGAAACACUCAGGAAGAUGGUUCAUACCAUUUCUUCCAAAAUCAAUGUGCUGCUGGUACCUAUGGUGUGAGCGGCACGGCGACGUCUGGAAUCGCGACCUUGCAAUGCAGCACCGAUGCCAACAUUGUUGCUCUCAAACUCUUCUAAAGGAUUCCUUCAUUGGUUCCGUACAAUGAUCCACGAGUUAACGUUUUCAUGGAUACAUGUUUUUUUUUUCUUGACGAUAUUGAACGACUUCAACAAA